Messenger RNA from Trypanosoma grayi, 459 nucleotides. RefSeq names its product mitochondrial import inner membrane translocase subunit Tim17. Gene Ontology annotation, biological process: protein insertion into mitochondrial inner membrane. NCBI's taxonomy places the organism in Eukaryota, Euglenozoa, Kinetoplastea, Trypanosomatida, Trypanosomatidae. The coding region runs from base 1 to 459 and encodes 152 amino acids. The record is from RefSeq and is a predicted model, not a curated record. The transcript has a single exon. Gene Ontology annotation, molecular function: transmembrane protein transporter activity. Gene Ontology annotation, cellular component: TIM22 mitochondrial import inner membrane insertion complex.
AUGGCGACACUGCUUGAUCAGCAGCCGCCGGUGGACCCGGGGCAGAAGGCGCUCAUGCUGGCGAAGGACAGCACGCUCGCGACGGCCGGUAUGAACGUUGUGGGUGGCUACCUUAUGGGCUUUGUCUUCUCCCUCUUCGGCGCGAUGAUCUCCGCCGAGACGGCGACGCAGCGCAUGGGCACGGCCGACUUCUUCCGCCACAGCCUGCGCAGCGCGAGCAAGUUGGGCUGCAGCUUCGCGUACUUCGGCUUCCUCUUCGGUGGCGUCGAGGUGGCGCUGGAAAAGCGGCGGGGCCGCAAGGACGUGUGGAACCCGACGUCGUCCGGCGCGAUCCUCGGCGGCGUGUACGGCUGGCGGUACUACAAGGCGCCCGGCUUCGUCGGUGGCAUCGUCGGCGGCGCGGCCUUCUCGCUGGUGUUCGAGCGCAUGAUCGACGCCCUCGGCUUCGCGCAGCACUGA